CACUAUAAUCCCGCUGGCCACGUGAUGCCUAGGAGAACAUCACUCCUCCCUCUUGUGCAGUGUUCUUCUUUCUCUGCUGGUGAAACAACGCAAGUACAUAAUCAACUGCCUGCUUUGUAUCCUUCUUUUUAUUUUACACGUGUAGUACGCGAUGGAAUGUCAAUAACACAAACCCGCAAUUUCCAUAUAACCGCCGUUGUAAAUUUUCUCCAGAUAAAUCUUUUCUAUACCCCCUUUUAACUACCUACCUAUUUAGAAGAACAAAUUGAAGAAAUACAACACUUAUAGACAAGAUGGCCCCCUCUGGAACAAGCACAGAUGCACCAGACUCCCUAAUCAGCGCUGAUGACGGCCGCAAGUACUGGUCCGGCAUCGACCCCGACGUCAACGGCAUGCUGGGCGGGUACCCUGCCGUCUCGCGCAUCGACUUAAGAGGCUCGCGGAGCUUCCUGGCUAAACUUGGCCUGGGCCGUACCAAGGGCGUCAAGGCUGUAAAUAGGGCGAUGGAGGGCGGUGCAGGGAUUGGACGCAUAACGCAAGGGCUACUUCUCGACGUUGCAGAGACAGUCGACAUCGUCGAGCCCAUCGCCAAGUUCACAGAUGCGCUCGAGGGCCAGCCGGGAGUAGGCCAAAUCCACAACGUUGGGCUCGAGGAGUGGCGGCCUGACGAUGAUGCUGAAUACGACCUCAUCUGGAACCAGUGGUGUCUCGGCCACCUGACCGACCAGCAGCUCGAAGAAUUCCUAAGACGGUGUAGCGCUGUGCUCAGUGUCGGCGACGAUGGGAAGACGAAAGGGGUUAUCGUGGUAAAGGAGAACUUGAGUACGUCCGAAGAGGACUUGUUUGACUGGGAAGACAGCAGUGUUAUAAGACAAGACGAGACAUUCAGGCGCAUUUUUGAGGAGGCAGGAUUACGCAUAAUUAGGACGGAGAUACAGCACGGGUUCCCUCACGAGCUAUACUCUGUGCGCAUGUACGCAUUGAAGCCUAAAUAAAGCUAAUAGAUGAGUAAAAUAUCUUAAUAGUCCUAUUACAACAGAGCCUUAGUAAUGCUGAUUUCUUCAUUUCUUCAUUUCUUCUCGUUGAUCAUAUAUAAGAGCUGCAUCAUAUGUGAACGUGAUAAAAUUCUCAUGCUUCUUCCCAUUUAUAUCGUUAACCCCAACCUAGACCGGCGUAUCGUCUUCCAAAACUCAAGACUCCGGAUCCACCGCCUUGCUCAGCUUGAACAAGAAAGGGUCCAACCCCUUAACACCGACAUCAACCCUAAAUAGCGCACCGCCGAGUUCAACCUCCUCGGAAGUUCCCUCGCCCUCCUGCAUUCCCGCCGUCGUGAUA
Daldinia loculata is the source of this 1335-nucleotide messenger RNA. Its product is annotated as alpha-N-methyltransferase NTM1. Gene Ontology annotation, cellular component: cytoplasm. NCBI's taxonomy places the organism in Eukaryota, Fungi, Ascomycota, Sordariomycetes, Xylariales, Hypoxylaceae. The record is from RefSeq and is a predicted model, not a curated record. Bases 294 to 995 code for a protein of 233 amino acids. Gene Ontology annotation, molecular function: N-terminal protein N-methyltransferase activity. Gene Ontology annotation, biological process: N-terminal protein amino acid methylation. The transcript is spliced from 3 exons.